GGCGGGGAAGCGGCGCGAGCCGGCGGCGCCGGGAACGUUCACCGCGGGGGCGGCUCCGGGGCCUGAGCGGGCGCCGUCGCCUCCGCCGCUGCCGCUGCUUCGGCCGCCCGAGUCGAGGGGGCCGGGCCGGAGGAGGCUGCGGCCCGCCGGAGAGCCGCACGCGCGACGCCCCCCCCCCCCACUCCGCUCCGGCCGGGAAGUGAGCCAGGAUGAUUGAGGAAGGUGGGAACAAGCGGAAGACCAUGGCCGAGAAGAGGCAGCUCUUCAUAGAAAUGCGUGCUCAGAAUUUUGAUGUCAUACGACUAUCAACUUACAGAACAGCUUGCAAGUUACGAUUCGUACAGAAGCGAUGCAACCUUCAUCUCGUUGAUAUCUGGAACAUGAUCGAAGCUUUCCGAGACAAUGGCCUUAACACCCUGGACCAUACCACUGAGAUCAGCGUGUCCCGCCUCGAGACCGUCAUCUCCUCCAUCUACUAUCAGUUGAACAAGCGCCUUCCUUCUACUCACCAGAUCAGCGUGGAGCAGUCCAUCAGCCUCCUCCUCAACUUUAUGAUCGCCGCCUAUGACAGUGAGGGCCGAGGCAAGUUGACCGUAUUUUCAGUUAAAGCUAUGUUAGCAACCAUGUGUGGUGGAAAAAUGCUGGACAAAUUGAGAUACAUUUUCUCCCAGAUGUCAGAUUCCAAUGGCUUGAUGAUGUUUGGCAAGCUUGACCAGUUUCUGAAGGAGGCCCUGAAGCUCCCGACAGCCGUCUUUGAAGGGCCGUCCUUCGGUUACACAGAGCACGCAGUCCGUACCUGUUUUCCACAGCAGAAGAAGAUAAUGCUGAAUAUGUUUUUAGACACCAUGAUGGCCGACCCUCCCCCCCAGUGCCUUGUCUGGCUACCUCUCAUGCACAGGCUUGCCCAUGUGGAGAACGUCUUCCAUCCUGUGGAGUGCUCCUACUGUCACUGCGAGAGCAUGAUGGGCUUCCGGUACCGAUGCCAGCAGUGCCACAAUUACCAGCUCUGCCAGAACUGCUUUUGGCGUGGCCAUGCCAACGGCACCCACAGCAACCAGCACCAGAUGAAGGAGCAUUCCUCUUGGAAAUCCCCUGCAAAGAAGCUGAGCCAUGCAAUUAGUAAAUCUUUGGGCUGUGUCCCCUCCAGAGAACCCCCACAUCCUGUUUUUCCUGAGCAACCAGAGAAACCACUUGACCUUGCACAUAUAGUCCCUCCUCGCCCCCUGACUAAUAUGAACGACACCGUGGUCAGCCACAUGUCCUCUGGAGUGCCCACUCCCACCAAGAGGUUACAGUGUAGCCAGGACAUGCCCCAUCCCUUGGCCGAUGAGCAUGCGCUGAUAGCCUCCUAUGUGGCCCGUCUGCAACACUGCACACGUGUCCUGGACAGUCCGAGCCGACUGGAUGAGGAGCACCGGCUAAUAGCACGUUACGCUGCCCGACUGGCUGCAGAGGCUGGAAACAUGACCCGACCCCCCACGGACGCCAGCUUCAACUUCGAUGCCAACAAACAACAGAGACAGCUCAUUUUAGAACUGGAAAACAAGAACAGAGAGAUCCUGCAGGAGAUCCAGCGCCUGCGGCUGGAACACGAGCAGGCUUCCCAGCCCACUCCGGAGAAGGCCCAGCAGAACCCCACGCUGCUGGCGGAGCUGCGCUUGCUGAGGCAAAGGAAAGAUGAGCUGGAGCAGAGGAUGUCAGCGCUGCAGGAGAGCAGGCGGGAGCUGAUGGUGCAGCUGGAGGGCCUGAUGAAGCUGCUGAAGGAGGAAGAGCAAAAGCAGGCAGCUCAAGCCACAGGGUCACCUCACACAUCACCCACUCAUGGAGGCGGCCGCCCUAUGCCCAUGCCUGUGCGUUCCACGUCUGCCGGCUCCACCCCGACCCACGGCCCACAGGACUCACUGAGCGGAGUUGGGGGAGAUGUCCAGGAGGCCUUUGCACAAGGUACGAGGAGAAACCUCCGCAAUGACCUGCUGGUGGCUGCUGACUCCAUCACCAACACCAUGUCAUCCCUGGUGAAGGAGCUCCAUUCAGCAGAGGAAGGUACAGAGGAAGACGAGAAGAUGCAGGCUGAGAAAGACGGAGGUAAAGGUUAGCCGAGGAGCAGCCCGGACACAGGAAACUCAGGCACAGAGGCCGAGGAGGAGCACGCUGGCUGGCACCGACAAGACAAGG
Peromyscus leucopus (white-footed mouse) is the source of this 2175-nucleotide messenger RNA. RefSeq names its product dystrobrevin beta (gene Dtnb). The coding region runs from base 210 to 2096 and encodes 628 amino acids. The record is from RefSeq and is a predicted model, not a curated record. Gene Ontology annotation, cellular component: plasma membrane; synapse. Gene Ontology annotation, biological process: synaptic signaling. Lineage: Eukaryota; Metazoa; Chordata; Mammalia; Rodentia; Cricetidae. Gene Ontology annotation, molecular function: zinc ion binding. The transcript has 21 exons.